AAAGCAGUAAUACCAUAUUAUAAUAUUGGACAUUUCAUUGUUAUCUGUCUUUUUCUUCUGCCUCAUUUGGGCUACUCCAAAGCAUACACUUGGGAAAGGGUUAGGAGAGAUGUUUUAAUCUACGGUUUUUUUACUCUAGUCUUUCUUGUGGAUGAAAAAAAUGGAAGUUGAGAUUAACCAUCUGUGUUCUACAAUCCCUGUUUGCGUCUCUUUCUCAUGAUCACAAAUAGCAAAGUUAGCUGUAAUCUGAGAGCAUGUUCCCAACUUAAUUUAUAUUCAUGUCAUGGGAUAGCCACCUUUGGAAAAAAAAUAUACUACUAUAUUUUUUGUAUUUCUAAGGGUUUAGGCAGGUUUUUAAAGUUAAAUUUAUUUUCCCCAUUUCAGGAAGGUCUUGCCUUGAAUUAGUCACCACAUCCCAGAAGUAGCCCAUUAGAACUGCUUCCCAGUGUCACCAGAUGUUGGUUUACCCAGAUUGCUGGGGAGUGUUCCUCAGCAUGGCAUGUAGCACAAGCUUUUGAACCUCAGUGAAAUAUACCUAGUAGUGGCUGAUUGAAGAAAAUUGUGCUCCUCCUGGAUGUCAGGUCUGGUUAAGAAAUGAUUCAGAAAAAAAGAAAUGACUCAGGGAGCUGGAAGACUGCAGCUACGAAGGAAGAUUCACUUCAUUCUUAAUAUUGUCAUUAUGAGGGGUUACUGUGAGUAGUAAUGUUAUACAUGUCUUAAAAGUCUAUCUCAGUCACCUGCAGGACCCAAAUGGACAGGCAAUCCCAGACACAGCUGUCCCGAUUGCCAGACAACUCUGCCUUUAAGCAGCAGCGAUUACCGGCCUACCGGCUGCAGCUCUCGGCCACCAAGGUCCUGUCUGGCUUCUUUGCCACGGGAGCAUUCUGCCUUGUCAUGGGCAUCAUCCUCAUAUUGUCUGCCAAGAGCAUCAAGGAAAUAGAGAUUAAUUACACAUAUACAUGUGCAAAUUGUGCAAAACUGCGGGAACAUGCCAUUAAUUUUAACAAAGGAUGCACCUGCACCAUUCCUUUCUUCCUGCCAGAGAAAAUGCAAGGUAAUGUUUAUAUGUACUACAAAUUGUAUGGUUUCCAUCAGAACCUUUAUCGAUAUAUUCUCUCCAGAAGUAACAGCCAACUGAUGGGUAGAAAUAUAAAGGAUGUUGGAGAAUGCAAUUCAUUUAGAAAGACCCACAAUGGAACCCCCAUCUGUCCUUGUGGAGCUAUUGCCAACAGCAUGUUCAAUGAUACCAUCAUUCUUUUGUACAACCUUAAUUCAUCUAUAUAUGUGGAAGUCCCAAUGCUAGCGAAUGGAAUUACAUGGUGGACAGAUAAGUUCAUCAAGUUUCAGAAUCCAAUUUCCAGUGAUCUUCCUAGUGCAUUUGCAGGAACUGCAAAGCCACCAUACUGGUCGACGCCUGUGUAUGGACUGGACGAAGAUAACUCAGGAAACAAUGGCCUCAUCAAUGAGGACUUCAUCGUGUGGAUGCGGACAGCUGCCUUUCCCACUUUCAAGAAACUGUACCGUCGGCUCCAUCGGAUACAGCAUUUUGCUGAAGGCUUGCCUGCUGGUAACUACAGUUUCAACAUAAUCUACAACUUCCCAGUAACCAGAUUCCAAGGAGAAAAAUCAGUUGUCCUUUCCACCCUGACGUGGUGCGGGGGCAGCAGCCUGUUCCUGGGUGUCGCCUACACCGUGACGGGAGCCCUGACGUGGCUGGCCUCUUCCUCCAUGAUGGCAAUUCACCUGAUGCAGAAAAAAGGGAAAACGCUCUUCCCCCACUAUAAAGUCAAGCUUUAA
Molecule: messenger RNA, 1797 nt
Organism: Miniopterus natalensis
Lineage: Eukaryota; Metazoa; Chordata; Mammalia; Chiroptera; Miniopteridae
Product: cell cycle control protein 50C-like
Biological process (GO): phospholipid translocation
Cellular component (GO): endoplasmic reticulum; Golgi apparatus; plasma membrane
Source: RefSeq, a predicted model, not a curated record